Molecule: messenger RNA, 1553 nt
Organism: Eriocheir sinensis (Chinese mitten crab)
Lineage: Eukaryota; Metazoa; Arthropoda; Malacostraca; Decapoda; Varunidae
Product: ankyrin-1-like
Exons: 6
Biological process (GO): protein localization to ciliary inversin compartment
Cellular component (GO): ciliary inversin compartment
Molecular function (GO): protein binding
Source: RefSeq, a predicted model, not a curated record
GAUGGACGGCCCUCCACUGGGCUGCAGUAGAUGAUAGAGCUGAGUGUGUGUCUACCCUCAUCCCGGUCACGCCGCCCACCCCCGAGCUGCUGCAGGCCGCCGACGGACACACCCCGGUGCACCUCGCCAGCUUUGGUGGCCACGAGGCUGUGCUGAAGGCCCUGGAGGGGGCUGGCUGGCCUCUUUACGCAAUGGACGGCGAUGGCCUGACACCCCUCCACUGGGCUGUUAAGGCAGGGCGUCUGAGCGUGGUCGAGUACCUGCUGGAUAAGGAUGCGGCGCCCAGCACGGGGGCCGGUGAUGACCUCACGCCGCUGGACUUGACUAAGAGGCAGGGUAAAGACUUAGCAGCGAGGUGGCUGGCGAGGAGGAUCGGCGCGGUGCACGGGGAUGCCGCCCACAGCCUGAAUCCUGAGGUUACGUCCAGUGCCGGGGUGAACGCUGCAGCAGGUGACGACAUGCUGCGGCCAGAGGACGUGAGGAAACUGCUUGGCUUCAGGGAAUGGCUGAUAGACGGCUUCAACAAGAAGGAGCUCAUCACCGCCGUAGAGGCAGGAGACGAGGUCAGGGUCAGGGACGUCCUCGCCAGGGGAGGAGACCCCAAGGUGACCAUGCCAACUAUCAGUGGUGGGUCGGGGUGCCUGGUACAGCUUGCUGCCGACCAUGGCCACACCCACCUCCUGCCCUGCCUGCUGGGGGCGGGGCUCAGCGUGGAGGGCAGCGGCACUGACGGCCAAACACCACUGAUGCGGGCUGCCACUAAUAACCACAAGACGACGGUAAAGAAGCUGCUCAGCCUUGGUGCCGACCCGCUGGCUGUUGACAAUGGAGGAUGGACGGCCCUCCACUGGGCUGCAGUAGAUGGUGAAGCUGAGUGUGUGUCUACCCUCAUCCCGGUCACGCCGCCCACCCCCGAGCUGCUGCAGGCCGCCGACGGACACACCCCGGUGCACCUCGCCAGCUUUGGUGGCCACGAGGCUGUGCUGAAGGCCCUGGAGGGGGCUGGUUGGCCUCUUUACGCAAUGGACGGCGAUGGCCUGACACCCCUGCACUGGGCUGUGAAGGCAGGGCGUCUGAACGUGGUCAGGUACCUGCUGGAUAAGGACGCGGCGCCCAGUACGGGGGCCGGUGAUGACCUCACGCCGCUGGACUUGGCUAAGAGGCAGGGUAAAGACUUAGCAGCGAGGUGGCUGGCGAGGAGGAGCGGCGCGGUGCACGGGGACGCCGCCCACAGCCUGCAUCCUGAGGUCACGUCCAGUGCCGGGGUGAACGCUGCAGCAGGUGACGACACGCUGCGGCCAGAGGACGUGAGGAGACUGCUUGGCUUCAGGGAAUGGCUGAUAGACUACUUGAACAAGGAGGUAAGGAAUGUUAACAUAGCUACAAUAGACAGCAAGAUAAACAACAUGAUUACUGACUUUGUCGAAGGCUUUGGUGAUGUCUCUCAGGACGAGAUGGCACUGUCCCCCGUUAGCUUUCUGUUAGGCGACAGUCUUGGUCACGAGAGCGAGGGCGUGCGUGGUUCCCCUGCCUGGGCGGAGCCCAAACUGUAA